AAGAGUGCUUUGAUUAAAGGGUCUCAAUCCGCAAGCGAUAUGGAGAAAAAGGAAGGGAACUCCAAACUGAACAUCGCCAUCAUCCAUCCAGAUCUUGGUAUAGGUGGAGCUGAAAGAUUAAUUGUUGAUGCGGCCGUCGAACUUGCAUCCCAUGGGCACAAUGUUCAUAUUUUCACAGCACAUCAUGAUAGAACUCGAUGUUUUGAGGAAACUCUUGCUGGUACCUUUCUAGUUACGGUAUAUGGUGCCUUCCUGCCCCGACAUAUUUUCCACCGUUUUCAUGCUCUAUGUGCAUAUCUGCGGUGCAUUUUUGUUGCUCUUUGUGUGCUGUUCAUGUGGCCUACAUUUGAUGUUGUACUAGUAGAUCAGGUCUCUGUUGUCAUUCCCUUAUUGAAACUUAAAAAGUCAAUGAAGGUUGUAUUCUAUUGUCAUUUUCCAGAUCUGUUGCUGGCUCAACACACUACUCUUCUAAGGAGGAUAUAUAGGAAACCAAUUGAUUUCAUAGAAGAAAUAACCACUGGAAUGGCAGAUCUGAUACUUGUUAAUAGCAGAUUUACCGCAUCUACUUUUGCAAACACAUUCAAGCGUCUUCAUGCUCGAGGAAUUCGACCAGCUGUUCUUUAUCCAGCUGUUAAUGUUGAUCAGUUUGAUGAACCCCAUUCAAAUAAGUUUAAUUUUCUCUCCAUCAACCGAUUUGAAAGAAAAAAGAAUAUAGAUUUAGCAAUUUCAGCCUUCGCUAUGCUUCACACUCUUGGAGGAGAUGUCUUCCAAAAUCAUAACUUGGAUGAUGCUUCUUUGACCAUUGCAGGUGGGUAUGAUAAACGGCUGAGAGAGAAUGUUGAAUACUUGGAGGAGCUUAAAAGCUUAGCAGAAAAGGAAGGAGUGUCUCAUCGGGUUAAUUUCAUUACAUCAUGCUCAACAGCCGAAAGAAAUGCACUUCUCUCCGAAUGCCUUUGCGUACUUUAUACGCCAAAGGAUGAACACUUUGGGAUUGUUCCUCUGGAGGCAAUGGCAGCUCAUAAACCUGUUAUUGCAUGCAACAGUGGGGGCCCUGUAGAGACAAUCAAGGAUGGGGAGACAGGAUUUCUUUGUGAUCCUACUCCACGGCAGUUCUCUCUAGCUAUGGCUAAACUCACUCGGGACCCCGAGACGGCAAAGAGAAUGAGCAAAGAGGCCCGGCGGCAUGUUACCGAGUCAUUCUCCACGAAGAUCUUCGGCCAGCGUCUGAAUCAAUAUCUUUUGAAUGUUUCUUGCCCUAAGAGAGACUAGGAGAAGAUGAAACUGUCUAUCUGCGUGGCCCUUGUAGGGAAUAUUUUUGGUUAACACAGAAACAAUGAUGAACUCAUGAAUAGUGUCUUAGCCGUUCAGUUGUUUGAAGGGGUGAUUUUAUUACCGUCCAUGCAUGUAACUUCAAUUAGCUAACCUAUUUUGGUGGAUUUUGAUAACACUUAUCUACUUGUCAGUCUCUAUUGUGCUUC
Messenger RNA from Alnus glutinosa, 1478 nucleotides. RefSeq lists its product as uncharacterized. Gene Ontology annotation, molecular function: alpha-1,3-mannosyltransferase activity; GDP-Man:Man(1)GlcNAc(2)-PP-Dol alpha-1,3-mannosyltransferase activity. The transcript has 9 exons. Lineage: Eukaryota; Viridiplantae; Streptophyta; Magnoliopsida; Fagales; Betulaceae. The record is from RefSeq and is a predicted model, not a curated record. Bases 40 to 1269 code for a protein of 409 amino acids.